Messenger RNA from Hymenoscyphus albidus, 1390 nucleotides. Lineage: Eukaryota; Fungi; Ascomycota; Leotiomycetes; Helotiales; Helotiaceae. The record is from the annotation of a GenBank genome assembly.
CUCAUAAUUCCAAACCACCCAGAAGUUAAUCCAAAAUGCCCGAACCACCCAGCUACGACCACCACCUUCUCGACCGUCUCAACGCCCUCAAAAGAUCAAGCAUCCAACUAGAACCCUCCAAGUGACUUGACCCCCCCCGGCUCAUCUCACAUAUCAUCACAUAGCUAAAUCCUCAUAGACCAUCCAUCCCCCAUCCCUCCCAUAAUGAAUCAACGCCAGAAUCAGACCUGUCCGCUCGCCUAAGAAGUCUACGAAAUGGCUCAUCUCCGAGUCCCGUUUCAGCACCGCUUACUAAUGACAAAACUUCACAAAACCACAUUUCAUUCUCACAGCCUCAUGUUCCUACGAGAGUGGGAGAUGGCGAUAGAGAUCCAUUGACCAAUCCUGAAGAUCUGGAUGAGAGGACCCUGGAGGAGCUGCUUGCUGAUUUGGAGAUGGGGGAUGAGUGGGGAUUGGAUCCGGAUGAUCCUAAGGAUGUGAAGAGGUUGCUUGAUGAGGCUAGAGGCGUAUUGGCUCGUGAAGGAGGCACGCCGCAAGGAAAAGAUGGGAAUGAGAAGGAAGAGGUGAGAGGUGAGAGGGAGGAGAGGAAGGGGAAGGAAGGAGGAGGGGAGUAUCUGACGAGGGGGUUGGAUAUGAGUGUUUUCACCAGUACAGUUGAUGAGGACGAAGACGGAGAUGAGAGGUCAGAAAAGGGUGAUACUGAAAGAGAGGGAGAGGGAAAAGCAGGGGAAGACGGUCUUGACAACAAGUCGAGAGAAGUGAGGGAUAUCGUCAGGAAGUUGAUGGACGAAGUCAACCUUGGGAAAGAAGAUGAGGAUAACCAUCCCCCAGAUCCCAAAUCCGCAUCCCCAUCACCAUCAAAAGAAAAACAACCACCCACCCCCUUCUCCCUCCCNAGUCAACCUUGGGAAAGAAGAUGAGGAUAACCAUCCCCCAGAUCCCAAAUCCGCAUCCCCAUCACCAUCAAAAGAAAAACAACCACCCACCCCCUUCUCCCUCCCCUCCGCCGCCUCAACACUCCCCUCCCAACUACCAUCCCGCAAAUCUCUCGACUUCGACGCCGACAUCACCUCCAGACUAUCCGCCCUCUCUAACCCAAACCCAACCCUCAAUCUUCCCUCCGCACCCACAUCCAACCCCGAUCCAUUGGGUCUCCCCUCUGUACCAACCUUCAAGCCUAGUGACAAACCCGUCCCCGGGAUCGCGAAGAAUGUGUUCCUGGAUGAGGAGAUCGAUAGUUGGUGUGUGAUCUGUCAGGACGAUGCGACGGUUCGGUGUCUGGGCUGUGAGGGCGAUUCGUACUGUGCUGGUUGUUGGAAGGAGGGUCACAUGGGGCCGGAUGUUGGGUUGGAGGAGAGGGGACAUCGGUGGGAGAGGUUUAGGAAGUUGA